Molecule: messenger RNA, 2982 nt
Organism: Beta vulgaris subsp. vulgaris (sugar beet)
Lineage: Eukaryota; Viridiplantae; Streptophyta; Magnoliopsida; Caryophyllales; Amaranthaceae
Product: putative pentatricopeptide repeat-containing protein At4g17915
Exons: 5
Coding region: 423-1793 (456 amino acids)
Molecular function (GO): protein binding
Source: RefSeq, a predicted model, not a curated record
AAGGUAAGUAAAACCCUUACGGCCUUACCUUCUCUAGUAGUCUAGUCUCAUUACCCACCCACCAGAAAACACCAUGGCAAAAUAUUUUUCCUAAUUAAUCCUCAUAGAAAUAUCUUUGCCCUAUCCAUCAACAAUUUUCACAGAGAAUGAAAAAGAACAAAAUGUGUUUUAAAAUAACAUUUUAGCAGAUGAAGUCUAUAACCCUAAUCCUCGAUUACAAGUUACAACACUCUGUAUUUAUCUACUCGAAAAGUCGGCGAACUAUCACUCAUAGUAUCGCAUUUCUAGCAUCAAAUCUUCGAAUUUGUGAAGCUGAUAUAAUCAAAGGAUUGUCGGCAAAUUAACAUCCUUUCGACAAUACCAGAAAUUUGGAUCUUCCGAAAAUCUGAAGAUUUGAUCAGUCAAUGGUGUUCAUGUGAAGUAUGUGUAGUAGAUUGUCGACGAGACUGUUGAAUAUAUGCAUAUCUACUUACUGUAAACUACAAAGAUUGGACAAAGCAGAGUCACUUAUAAUUGAUGGCAUAAGGGUAGGGGUGCUCCCAGAUGUGGUGACUUAUAAUGCCCUUGUUGACGCCUACUGCCGGUUUGUUGGCUUUGAUGCAGCUUACGAUGUUGUUCGUAGGAUGCAAGUUGCAGGUAUUAAGCCUAAUAGAUUUACUUACAAUUCACUGCUUGCGGGUGCUAGCAGGCAAUGCCAACUAUCACUUUCCCUUGAUAUAUUUGAAGAAAUGCUGAAGUUGGGCAUUUCACCAGAUUUAUGGAGCUAUAAUACAGUGAUGCAUUGCUGUUUUAGAUUAGGAAAACCGGAUGAAGCUUAUGGGGUAUUCCGGAAUAUUAUUCUUAAUAAUCUAUGUCCUGAUAGAACUAGUUUCAACACAUUGCUUAAUGGCCUAUGUAAGACUGGGUAUACUAAUCAUGCCCUAAUGUUGUAUAGGAACCUAAAGCGUCAUGGCUGUGAACUUGAGCUGAUAACGUAUAAUAUUCUUAUUAAUGGGCUAUGCAAAGCGGGUAGGCUGAAGGCAGCUAGGUGGAUUCUUAAAGAGCUUGGCGAUUCAGGCUACAUACCCAAUGCUAUUACUUACACUACAGUUUUGAAAUGUUGCUUUAUGUGUAGAAGGUUUGAAGAAGCCUUGGAGGUUUUCUGGGAAAUGAAGAGUAAAGGUUAUACAUUUGAUGCCUUUGCAUAUUGCACAGUUGCAGGUGCUUUUGCUAAGAAAGGCAGGCUAAAAGAGGCAAAUGAUUGCAUGGAAGCAAUGUUGAAAAGUGGGAUAGCACCCGACAUUGUAUCUUAUAAUACGUUGAUGAAUAUUUAUUGUAAAGUGGGGAAGUUUGAGGCUGUAUAUGAACUGUUAGAUAAGAUAGCAAAAGCAGGGUUAGAAUGUGACAAUUAUACUCAUACCAUUUUGAUUGAUGGAUUUUGCAAGUCAGGGAACAUACAGGGGGCUCAGAGACAUUUACAAUUAAUAAGCUCCACAGGCUUUAGUACAAAUCUGGCAGCCUUUAACAGUUUGCUUGAUGGGAUGUAUAAAGCUGGCCAUGCCAAACGUGCGAUGAAUCUAUUUAAGUUGAUGAAGGUGAAGGAUGAAUUUACUUAUUCCUCCUUGGUGCAUAAUCUUUGCAAAGAAAGGAAGUUUAGGAGUGCGUCCAAACUCUUAUUGUCUUGUCUAAAGAAUGGGAUGAACAUACUUAAAUCUGCCGAGCGGGCAGUUAUUAGAGGUUUUCGUAAUUCAGGAUUCAGAAGAGGCGCAAGGGAACUCCAAUCAAAGAUUAGAAUGGCAAAAUUUCUACGUUAGAGUUGUAACGGACAUUCGUUUGGCAGAAUACCUUAUUAAAUUGUUAAUGUUCACUGCUGCCUCGUAUUUUUGCUAGUAUUUGAGACUUUGACCAAGAAAUGCGAGGGAAUCCUCUUGGGUCAGGCAUACGCUCCCCCUUGCAUUUGGAAGUUAUGCAACUGCUAACGUAAAGCUCUUGACCGGCAAGAUAGAGCUAAGACUGUUGAGAUACUUGUAGGUGACAUGAAUGUAUUUUCGACAUUCAAGGAAGACCUUUAAGGAAAUUUCACUACUCUUAAUAACUUCAGGUAUGUUUUAUUGACCUUAUUGAGCAAGUGAUGACAACUAUGUGGAUGCCAACCGACAUGGUAAAUUCUCGGGCACUAACUCUUAAUAACUUCAGGGUACGUUUUACGGAUCUUAUAGAACAAUCUUUGACUAGAAAUUUCUCGUCCUCAGAAUUUGUUGGAUAUUGCCGAAAAAUCAUGUGUCUUGCUUAUUAUGUUUCAUUUGAUUAUUUCCUGCAGCUAUUUCAACCUACAGUUGCAGCUGCUAAUGCUUUCGCUUGCUUGAUGGCAAAUGUCGCAACAUCAAUUCAAGCAGCAGUUGUGACUUAUGAUUGCAUUAUUCUAAAAGCUCCCAGAACAUUUAGCACGGUUGAUUGUCAGAAUCCUGAUUAUGAACAGCUGAUGGAACAUCUUUGCCCUGCACAAUUUGUGGAGGAGUUACUUAUCAAACACCCCGCCGUCAAGCUCCUUGGUCGCUAGAUGACCUCCCAAGAUCUGUGGCAUUUUAUUUAACCCAAUGCUCUUCUGUCACAAGCAUGGAUUUCCAUCCCUCUCAUCCCAAAUUGCUGCUUGGUAUGAAGGCUACUCAAGCGUUUAUCUGUUGUACUUUUGUACACACUUUUUGAUGUCUUAUGCCAACUUGGAUGUUUAUACUAGUUGGUUCAUCUAACGCGGAAGUUACACUUUGGGAAGUUGGAGUACGCGAGAAAUCGAUCUGGAAGCCAUUCAAAUUUGGACAUGGCUUUGUGCUCUUUAGAGUUUCAAGUUUAUGUAGUAUAGUAUUAUAAAACUGUACUACUCUAGUGUAUCUCUGGUUCAGAAUCUCCCUGUGUAUCUUUUGUUUUUGGGUCGAUUGGCCUGAUUCGUAAUAGAAAGGGCCAUUUGCGACAAUGCUAAACAUCGUCGCAAAACUUCUUAAAAUU